Mytilus trossulus (common blue mussel) is the source of this 3537-nucleotide messenger RNA. RefSeq lists its product as uncharacterized. Gene Ontology annotation, biological process: cell surface receptor protein tyrosine kinase signaling pathway; positive regulation of kinase activity; multicellular organism development. NCBI's taxonomy places the organism in Eukaryota, Metazoa, Mollusca, Bivalvia, Mytilida, Mytilidae. The record is from RefSeq and is a predicted model, not a curated record. Gene Ontology annotation, molecular function: ATP binding; protein binding; transmembrane receptor protein tyrosine kinase activity. The transcript is spliced from 19 exons. Gene Ontology annotation, cellular component: signaling receptor complex; plasma membrane. The coding region runs from base 1 to 3525 and encodes 1174 amino acids.
AUGACAAAUUUGGCAUAUUUGAAUUCAUUUAUCGACCACACGUAUUUGUCCUUUACAGCUAUUUGUUCCCCAAAGUGCCAAAACGGUGGAACGUGUAUCCGGCCCAAUGCUUGUUCCUGUCCUGCGGGGUAUGAAGGAGACAUAUGCGCCGGAAUUGCAGUCUGUUCUCAUUUGCACCCAUGUUACCCUGGACGGUGUGGAGACAAUCUAUGCAUGUGCUCAGACGGUUUCAAUGGAACAACUUGCCUAAAUUUACAUAGUGAUGAUUUCAAACCUUUGAUAGAGAAAGGCAAUGCAACGUUUGCUAAGUACAGUUUUACGGAAAAGAAAUUUCUGUACGAAUUCAUGACAGACGCAACAAACAUGUCAGCUGUUGAUCUUAUUUGGACCAAUUCUGAUGAGUUUAAUAUAAUGAACUUCGAUAUCGAUGCCUCCGUAUAUUUCAAUAAUACAUUUCAUCAUAUUCCACCUGUACCAGGAUACAUCAGGAACAUGAAAUUUGGAAUAGUAAAUGCGAUUGUGUUAGUUGUUCAUUAUAAACUUGGAAAAAAUGGUGAAUACGAAGUAAACAGGGAAAGUUUUACUUGUCCCGGCCCUUCUGAUCUCAACCCAAUAGCUGAUGAGGUUCUAGAAUGUAGGAUGGACAAUGGUACCAACGUUUUCCAGGUGGAUUCAGGAGACAGAUACGUUUUGACGUACACAGUAACCACAGGCGGGUACAGAGAACUUAUCAUUCCAGACAACAGUGAACAUAUUAAUCGUACUGAGAUAUAUGAUGGGGUUAGUUCUCAACAGAUUAUGGAAUAUCGAUUUGACUACGAUAAACCAGUCCACUGUCAAGAAUCUAACUCUUGCAUUGCUGGUGAUGUUCCACUUAAGCUAGAUGAAGAUAUAACUAAGACACCAAUAAGGCCGAAAUGGUCUGGAUGGUCCGAUGGAGAUUUAUCCGGAGUGAAACGGUAUGCAUUUGAAGUUUGGCGAAUGGAAUAUAGUCUUGACUAUCUAGUUCUAAGAGAACCAGAUAUUCUGACAGAUUAUAAUCCAGUACCAGAAUUUAUAACCGAGGUACAAGCAAGCAACAAUACAUUCCCAGAAUAUGAACCCAAAGAACCAGGGGUUUAUUCAACAAUACUUGAAGUUGCAGACAGAGCAAAUAAUUCUAGAUAUGUCCGAAGAAUAGCAAUAUUCGACAAAACAUCAGAAAUAUCCAUCAUGUCAAGUCAUCGGUUGUUCGUUUCAUCGGCAUCAAAUGAAUCUAACUACAGCUGGCAGACUACUCCUAACAAUUUGCAGACGACAACUUUGUUAGUACAAUGGGAAAACCAUUUUAUCAACGAAGUACACGAAAACGGUCAUUUCUUGGCAAGAGUCCAAGAAUAUACUCCAAGACUCAGUGAUGAUAUCAAUAGAGAUGACUAUAAAGAGAUUGAAUUUCAAUUUGAUGAUGACGAAGGUAACAGAACUAAAGAAGAAAUAUUAAAUAUAAAUUCUAUUGUUCGAUUUGAAAUAAACCACGGUAUUCCUAAUACGGAUACACCAACACAAUGGCAAAACGUCCUUCCAAUUAAAGAAAACCAAAGUAUUGAGCUGAGUGGCAUCACUAUUGUAGAUGGGGAUUCAUACCAAGUCUGGGUUCGUGCAACUGAUGUAAUGGGGAAUAACAAGAUUGAUUCAUCUAUAGUACAUUUUGAUCACAGCCCACCUUCUGUUGAUCCCCCUAAGUUUGAACCAAAUGUCAACGAUGGAAAAUUUCCAUUUGCAAGCAGAGUUACAGUCUCUGCUAUAGAUAUACACAGUGGAAUCAGUAAAGUUUCGUUCAAAUUCGUGGUUAAUAGAACUGGGGAAGUAAAGAACCAGAAAGAUUUCAAGAUCAAUUCACAGGCAAACUGCAAUCAGCAUCUUAGUAAAGAUUGUUUCUGCAUGCGUAAUGGAGGAUGUUUCUUGGUUGAUAGUGUCCUAGAUAUUGAUAACUGCUGGCUUAAAGUUCCAAUUGAUAGAGUUGAAGAUGAAGUUCAUUCCCUUCAGGUUAUCGUUUACAACUUGGCCAUGCUGUCUACUAUGACUUCAUAUAAUCUAGGAAAGGUUGACAGCUUCAAUGGAAUAAAAAAAUAUUAUAGUCCAUCAAAUAUUACAAUAUUAAAAACAUCAGACACAAGUUUAAGUAUAAGCUGGAUUCAGGCACCUACCUGUUAUGAUCGUGCUGGUAUUCUCAUCCGGUUAUUCCGACCUGAUAAUUCCACAAUGGAUUUCAAAGUACAUAAAGAUGCGACAACGUUCGACCUAACAGGACUCUCACCUACAACCCACUAUUGGUUUAAAUUGUUCACUAAAUAUGGCAAUGACACUAAAUCUGUUAUGAGCGGAUCUCCUGCAAUUCUGAAAUUCAAAACAGCGGAGGCAUCUGUAGGAUUUCCUCCAGGCGGUGUUGCUGGAUUAUCUGCUGGGUUUAUCUUGCUAUUGUUUGGUGUUGUGGUCGUACUGUUAUUCCUUGGACGUACUGGACGCUUACAGCCUGCUAAAGCCAGAAUGACACAAGGGAUUAGAACUAUUCGUAACACAAUCCGGGUUCGCUCACAUACCAAUGGUGGAUAUAAUAACCGGGCGUAUAGCACUAAGUUUGAUGAUGAUAUAUACUUCUAUGGACAAAUGGAAUCUACUGGCGCUACGAAUCUAAAAAUUUCACGUAAAGACAUAUCAUUGGAAUCCGAGUUAGCACAAGGGAGGUUUGCAACAAUUUAUUUAGCCAAAUACUAUGGCAAUCAUCGUGACGCCCAAACCGUUGCUGCUAAAGUUUUAAAAGAUGACCAAAAGGAAGAAAAUGUUAUGAAGAUGAAGGCUAAAAUAAACUUUUACAUAGAAAAAGUCGGACAUCACAAAAAUGUUAUGGAUUUUAUAGGAUACGUAGAAGACGAUGUUAGAGGAUCAUUUAUGGUACUGGAAUAUUGUGAAAGUGGGGUACUGAAGGAGUUCCUCAUCUCAAAGAAGUCUGAUGUAACUGUUGAUUUGGAAGAAAGAUUGUUUAGAAUGGUAUUUGGGGUUUGCCUUGGAAUGGACUAUUUAUCAUCGAAAAAGGUUGUCCACAGAAGAUUAGCAGCUAGAAAUGUUCUUUUGGAUCAUUUGUUUGAACCAAAGAUUACUGGAUUUGGACCAGAACCUGACGCAGAACAAGAAGGGGAAGAACGUAUACCACUGAAAUGGAUGGCACCAGAAUGUAUGAAAACAACUAUUCGUGCAAAUGAAUUGAGUGACGUUUUCUCCUUCGGUAUUGUAAUGUGGGAAAUAUUUUCAUUGGGCGACACACCUUAUCCAGACAUACAAAGCAGGAAUGUUGCAACUAGACUCAAACAAGGAUACAAAAUGAAGAAGCCAGAAUACUGUGAUGAUGCCUUCUAUAAGAUCAUGUUAAAAUGCUGGCACUAUCAUCCAAGCAAACGUUCAGGUUUUGCAGAUGUUAAGAAUCAGCUGUCGAACAUGUUCCAGGAAGGACCAAGUGAAGAAUAUUACUACCGGACAAAUGAUCUGUAAAUCAGAUCCUAC